Messenger RNA from Cydia amplana, 1564 nucleotides. It is a transcript of the gene PHO, whose product is annotated as transcriptional repressor protein YY1-like. Lineage: Eukaryota; Metazoa; Arthropoda; Insecta; Lepidoptera; Tortricidae. Bases 292 to 1539 code for a protein of 415 amino acids. Gene Ontology annotation, biological process: regulation of transcription by RNA polymerase II. The transcript has 12 exons. Gene Ontology annotation, cellular component: chromatin; transcription regulator complex; PcG protein complex. Gene Ontology annotation, molecular function: RNA polymerase II cis-regulatory region sequence-specific DNA binding; DNA-binding transcription factor activity, RNA polymerase II-specific. The record is from RefSeq and is a predicted model, not a curated record.
GUGUAGGCUUUAUCUUUUCGCCAUUGCUCGGGCGGCGUCCAUUUUGUACGCCAUAUUGAAUUUGGUCGGACAUCUUUGACGCCAUGUUUAGUCGGACAUAUUUUAUAAACAUUUUCGCGUAAAUUUCAAAUAUUUUUGAGCCUAAAUAUCGAACUUUUUUUCACUGAAGUCUGGGGGAUAGAUAGGGGCGAAGAUUACUCGGAAAAAUUCCGUACCUACGCAGCAGUCCAAAUUUGUCUCCAAGUGGCCGUGCAGCUUUUGUUAUAAGAUAAAUAAAGGGCGCGGUUCACCAUGAUGAACCAGGAGAUCAUGUGUGAGGUGGAGAUCGGGACGCACGGCGGCAUAGAGAUAGAUGGGGACGACCAAGUCGGCGUCAAGUAUGAAGAAAUAGAAACCGGCCAGUAUGAAGAGUACAUAACUGACGACCAGUAUGAGGAGGUUGAGGAACAGGUGAUUGGCAUGCACCACUUGGAGGAAGGUCAGUUCAGCACUCACAGCCAAUUGCACCUAUCACCAUCAUCAUCACACCCCAUGUCAGCGCUGCUGACAGAUUACAAACUUGCAGUCGGGAGCGAAGAGGUAAUUCUACCGGGGAUGUCCGGAGAGGAAGUACUCGCUGCCAACGACUCUUAUGAUCCGGUGUAUGCUACCCCGCCUUCAACUAGUAAUAACAGAGGUCGCGGCAGGCCCGCGGUUAAAGCGAACAACACGAACAACGUUCACCACCUUAUGCCUAUUGGCGAAGUGCCCAUGGGUCUCAUGGAGGGUGUCAGCGGAGGCCGAGGCACGGCGCGGCGCUGGGAGCAGAAGCAGGUGCAGAUCAAGACCAUGGAGGGGGAGUUCAGCGUCACCAUGUGGGCCACGGGAGAGGAUGAUGAUGACGGUUCCAACCCCGAGCCGGACCCCGACUACACGGAGUACAUGACCGGCAAGAAAAGCAUCCUAGGCAACGAGACCAUGCCAGGUUUAGACUUAUCAGACCCGAAGCAGUUGGCGGAGUUCGCGCGGCCCGGCCACAAGAUCAGGCUAAAGAAACCUUCGCCAGAAUCAUCGGAUAGAACUAUAGCGUGUCCCCACAAAGGCUGCACUAAGAUGUUCAGAGACAACUCGGCCAUGAGGAAACAUCUGCACACGCACGGGCCGCGGGUACACGUGUGCGCGGAAUGUGGAAAAGCGUUUGUAGAAAGUUCUAAACUAAAAAGGCACCAGCUCGUCCACACCGGGGAGAAACCCUUCCAGUGCACCUUCGAGGGCUGCGGGAAGAGGUUUUCACUCGAUUUUAAUCUAAGAACACAUGUUCGGAUCCACACGGGCGACCGGCCCUAUGUGUGUCCCUUCGACGGAUGCAAUAAGAAAUUCGCGCAGAGCACCAACCUCAAGUCACACAUACUCACACACGCGAAGGCCAAAUCAAGAAAUUCGCUAUCUCGCAACGGGGGCGGUUCAUACGAGUCAGCCCGGACGACGCCUCAGUUCGUGCAACUCGAGAUGUCUCCGGAUGACUCUAACCACCAACUCAUCUUCUACACGCAUGAGUGAAGACAGUGAAGCGGUGUCAUGAGUG